Penicillium cosmopolitanum is the source of this 1056-nucleotide messenger RNA. RefSeq names its product zinc-binding alcohol dehydrogenase family protein. Gene Ontology annotation, molecular function: oxidoreductase activity, acting on NAD(P)H. The record is from RefSeq and is a predicted model, not a curated record. The transcript is spliced from 2 exons. The coding region runs from base 1 to 1056 and encodes 351 amino acids. Lineage: Eukaryota; Fungi; Ascomycota; Eurotiomycetes; Eurotiales; Aspergillaceae.
AUGCCAGUGCCUAAAAACGAAGCUGCAUGGCUCGUCAAAGCCGGUUCUCCCCUGGAGUUGGGAGAUGCCCCGUUCCCCACAGCUGGCCCGGGUGAACUAGUCAUUAGAAAUGCUGCCAUCGCCAUCAACCCUCUCGACUGCCAUAUGCAAGACUCCGGUGUCUUUGUUCAGCAAUGGCCUGCUAUUUUCGGCUGCGAUAUCGCCGGUGAAGUGUAUGAAGUAGGAAAAAAUGUGGAAAGAUUCAAGGGAGGAGACCGUGUUAUUGGGCAUGCCAUCAAUCUGACUAGUGGCCGCCCUCAGGAUGGCGCAUUCGCUCUGUAUACGGUAAUUCCUGCUGAUAAAGCGGCCAUACUCCCUGAUGAGAUCUCCUUCACGGAUGGUGUCGUCGUGCCGUUCGCAUUGGAGGCGGCUGUUUGCGCGCUUUCCCUCGAGGAGCCUGGCGUCGCCAUGCCCGGUGUUGCUUCACCAGCCCUGGGCCUUCCGUACCCCUCGCUGCAUGACGUGACAUCCUCAGGCAAGACACUUGUCGUUUACGGUGGCUCAUCUUCUGUCGGCUCGAUGACGAUCCAGAUUGCCACGGCCGCCGGAAUCCACGUUAUCGCUAUUUCCGGUGCGCACAAUUUUGACUUCAGCAAGCGAUGCGGAGCAGCUCGAGUCUUCGAUCACAAGGAUACUUCGCUUGCGGGGAAGGUUAUCGAAGCAGUUCGAGAGAAAGGCAGCGAGUUCAUUGGCAUCUUCGAUGCCAUAGCUACCCCUGAGACUUACGCCAACGACAUCACUAUUCUUGAGCAGCUGGACGGAGGACACCUCGCUUGCGUGCAUCCUCCUCCUCUCACUACUGAUCUCCCUGCAAAUGUCAACGCUGGUAUGAUCUUUGCUGUCAACGAUGUUGUGACACCUGUCUGGAAAGAUUAUGUUACGCCUGCGUUGCAAUCCGGGAAGCUCCAGUGCCUCCCACCCCCAUUCAUCGUCGGCAAAGGGCUGGAGCAUAUUCAAUCUGCAUUAGAAAAGUCCAAGGCGGGUAUCAGUGCCACGAAGCUGGUUGUCGAACUGUAG